Didymodactylos carnosus is the source of this 4977-nucleotide messenger RNA. Lineage: Eukaryota; Metazoa; Rotifera; Eurotatoria; Philodinida; Philodinidae. The record is from the annotation of a GenBank genome assembly.
GGCCUAUAGCUCAACCCAGUGCUUGGGUUCCAGUUGGCACAAAAUACCAGACUGGCUACCAGACAGUACCGGCUUAGCACGUUUACGGUAGCAGUUCUCUGUUCUUAUGAGAACUGGUCUGACAAAAGGAGUAAUGUUAACUCCAAAAAAUUCAACUCGGAUAUUUCUCCGCUAAAAUAUCAGUUUUUUCCCAGAUCUAACUGAAGAUAUCCUUCAAGACUUUAUCAAUUCAUAGGUUUUCUUCUAUGUUUUUUUCUACACUUUUUUCGUUAAAACUUGAAAUCACGCUUUUUCUCAUCGAUUUUCUACGAUGAGAAAAAAAUGAAAGCAUUUAUUGACAAUGAGAUAACGACCAUGACAAUAUGUUUAAGAGUUAUCUGGUUAUGUUCUGAAAGGAUUUUCAUUUUGUUUUUGACUUUUUUUCCAUGUUUGAAGAACUAGCCAUAGAAAUGUUUACUCUAUAAAAUGCAAAGUUUAGAAAAUGUAUUGCUGUCGAAAAGACAGUCGGUAGCUGUUCAUAUCCAGUUUCUUCACUGGUACGUGAGAAUAAUGCAUCUUCGCGAGAAUUAUGCUGUUUGCCGCGACAUUCAUGCAUGAUCUACAGGGUAUUAUGCUGUUGUCACGAGAAUUUAUAUCUAUUCUUACUCAGUUUCUUGUCUAGUAAGCGAGAAUAGUGCUGACUACUGUGAGAGUUAUGCGCCGUCUAGAAGAUAUUUGGCUUUACACAUCUUCCAGAUUGUCUGUAAUUCUCACAGAAAACAGCAUAAUUCUCGUGUACAUACAUUAUUCCCGUGGCACAGACAAGAAAACUUUUAAGAGAGAUACAAAACUCUCGUGAAGAGAGCAUAAUAUCUUCUGCAUUAUGCACAAUUCUCACAGGGAACGGUAUAAAUCAGGUGUAAAUCCAUUUUUCCCGUGACGUAGAGAAAUUAAAUUUCUGUGGAGAGAUACAAAAUUCUCGUGGAGUAGACAUUCUUGUCGUUGGAGUAGCAUAACAGCGGUUUCUUGAUUUCUCUCCCACCUGUCUUCAAGCCAUACAUGGCCCCUUUGGCAGUGGGACAGGGAGGCAUGAGCGCCUGACACGCACUGUACAUGUAAUGCGAGUAGACCUUAACUUUGUUUUAUUUAUUGUUAGGGUUCGGCUUUAUUGUGCUAUAACAAUCAAGUAUUCGGUGAGCUGGACUGGCAAAACAUUCAAAACAUUGAGGAAAGCGCAAAAAGCGAAAAUGCAUUAAAAAUUGGAAAAUUUGGACUAGGUUUUAAAUCCGUUUAUCAUCUGACAGGUAACGAAAUAGGAAUAAUGCAUUACAGGCCUGAUCUACUGCUGCGCCCACAACGCAGUGCUGCGCACAGAAUACAACCACCAAGCAUCAUUCUACUUUUCGAAAUAAAGCUAGGAGCCUCAGGUUUGAUUGACUGAAAUCUUCCUUGAAACACGGAACGAGUUAGGUGUCUUUCCGUGCGGUGAUGCGCAGUUCUAUGUUACGUCCUUUCAGAAAAUUAGCGCAUACAACAUUAAGUUCUGACACAGAUCUCCUGCAGUUCUGUAGAAAAGUGUGCGGGUUAGAGCAAAUUUACAGAUGCGUCUUUUCAAACGUACUUAACUAAUUCUUUCUCAACUUUCUAACUGAGGGUUUUAUCUAGAAUGUAUUAUUAUAACCAUUUCCAUAUCUCAGCACAAAUAACUGACUGCGUCUUCUCAUCAGUCCAUGAUCUCUUUUAGAUGAGUUCACUCGCUUUAGUUCAGGUUCUCAUAAAUGUACAAACCAUGAAUAAUGAUGUGUCAGUUCUAAAAUGUCCAAUUCAGAUUCAGCGAAUUGAACUACACGAAUCGAUCUGCGAAUGCAAGCCGAACUUGGUGGAUCAAUCACAGAGCUGUCCUACUCAUAAUCUGAGUUCUCGGUUAUUUAAAUUAUGAUGUUGAUAAGCUGAAGAUAAAUUUACGGAUAAAGUUCCUGUGCCCGGCUUUUUCAGCUUACUUGUAGAGGACACUUCGAAGUAUAUACGCUGAAAUUUUUUCGCUUUCCUGAUUUGUAGCUUUUGUGAUACCUAAUUAAACCUCCAAUUUGAAGCUCCGACUCUGGUGUAGUUGUAUAGAGAGCAUCCAAUUGUAUAUGGAGAAGAAUUUUCGCCGCUGCCGAAUGAAGUUUAAUGCAGAAAUGUAACUUUCACCUAGAGAUUUGUUUCCUAUAUAGUAUGUUGAGUCAGGCGCGGAUCCAGAAAACGUGCGGCCGCACGUACCUUAUCUAGUCUCCUUUUGCUUUCUAUGCAACUGCUUGAAAAAUUAUAUCAUAUACUUUUAUUUAAGAUCUGCCGUCGGUGGUUAGUGGUCGCUAUAUCGGUUUUCUUGAUCCACAUGGAGCUUAUUUUUCUACACAAUCACAUCCAACAAGAGGAAGACGUAUUGAUUUUUUGAAAAACAAUCAUAUAAUAAAGGCAUCUUCUGAUCAAUUUGAGCCUUACAGAAAUAAAGUACCAGGUUUAGAUUUUACAACAUCAUUCGGUGGUACAUUAUUUCGAUUUCCCUUUCGAAAUGCAGAGGCUUGUACAACAACAAAACUCUUUGCGCAAAAACCAGAGCCAGUUUCCGAAGAAGAUAUUCAAAAUGUGAUCAAAGGCUUUCUCGAUGAUCUCAAGUACAAUAUUCUAUUCUUACGAAACAUACAUUUGAUUGAGUUGUAUGAAAUCGGUCCACAAUUACAACAUCCAAAAAAAUUAGCAUGUAUUUCUGUUGAACGAUCAGCGGAUAGGGAGUUGCGUACCUUAAUGAAAAAUAAAAUCACUGAAAGAUGUUCUUCAACUGGAGCGGAAAUGUUCGACGCAGAAGAUAUAGAGCAACAACACGAAAUAAUAUUGACAGAAGAGAACGUCACGAUGGGCUCAAUCAAGCAACAUAAGUUUCUUAUUUCUGAAGUUCUUUUUCUUCGUUCCUGUGGAAAAGAUUUACGUGAUUUCAUUUGCUUAUUGAAAACUUUGCCGCUUGGAGGUUGUGCCAUCCAACAAGACAUUGAUCCAAAUACAUCAUGUGGUCGAUUGUUCUGUUCUCUUCCAUUACCUGACGGCGUUACACAUGGUCUUCCAGUACAUUUCAACGGAUUUUUUGGAUUAACAGAUAAUCGUCGCGAUUUAAAAUGGGUUACAACAGAAACAUAUAAAGACAAUGAUGGUAUAUGGAACGAAUUGUUGAUUACACAAGUUAUUUCACGUACAUACGUUAAACUAAUUGAAUAUUGCAACCAUCGCUUCAAAGAUUCACUAAUGGUUUAUCAAUGUCUGCCAGAUCUCGAUGUAAUAUCAAAGAAAUGGCACGAACUACUUAAGCCAGUGUUUCAAAAAAUUGCUAAAAAACCAAUUGUAAUGUGCUUGGAUGGUCAUAAACGGUUAAUAUCAGAAAUAAUUGUCAAUAAUUUGUCAGAUGACGGUGACAAGCGGUUUGAAGUAGCCAUUCUUCGAUGUUUCGAAAAUUCACAAGUAGCAUCUAUGCCAAAUAAGACGCUGAAAUUUUUUCAAAUGUUUCACACAAACGAGGUACGCUUAAUAACACCUAGUUUAUUAUGUAAAUGCAUAUCGGGAUGUUCAUUGGAUCAUGUUUCUUGCGCUGAACGCUUACUAUUGCUAGAAUAUAGUUUACGAGCACCAGUAGGAAGUUUACAUAAUGUAGCUUUACUACCAUUAUUGGAUGGAAGUUGGACAAUAUUUGAUUGCCGAUCAGAACCAUCAGCACUUAUCUAUUUUGUGGAUAAUCAUGAAGCGAUUGUUCCAAACAUUUUAAUUGGACUUGAGAUGAAGUUUGUACUUCUUCCACUACCUGGAAAUAGCAAUUCGAUAAUAGAAAACAUUGCUCAAACAGAGCAAACACAAAUAAAGAUGUACAAUCAUGCUGAUUUUCCACAACUUCUUCGACAAUGUUGUACAUCUCAACGAACUAGAGAUUGGGCUGUUAUCCUAUGGAGAAUGAGAGAUAAUAAUAGUUCUCUAGCACAUAUAAAUGAGAAGUCGACAACAUCAACAACAACGAUUCAACCAUCAUUUACUUUUCAACCAUUAACUAUUAAUCAUCGUCUUUUCCUGAUUACUGUUAAUCAUACAUGUUUCGAUUUAUACAUUAAUACAUUACAAGUGUUUAAAAAUCAUGGUCUCAAAUGUGUGCUUCUACAAUACGACACAGAUGAAUUUUACAAUCUAGUAAAUCAUCCUCAACGUUCGAAGUAUAUUCCAGACUUAUCUAGUGUCUCAUUUUGUGCUUGGUUAGAAACUAUCAAUAAAUCGAACAAAAAUAUUCUUCACUCAAUUGUACAAGAAAAAUUUACUGAUGAACAAAAACUGAAUUUAAGAACAUGUUUAGCAAAUGCUGUUCGUGUUAUACAGCAAAAUGUUACACUCAUGAAUCUAGUAAGUGAAUUACGGAUAUUUCGAAAAGGUGGUCAACGUACGCAGUUUACCUCAAUAGCUGAAAGUCGUUUUCAAAUGCCAACAUUUCCCAAUGACAUUCCGAUAGAAAGACAUCUGAUUAUGUGUGAUAAGGAUGAUACGAAUGCGUUGAUGAAAACAUUGUCAGUUCCGACAUAUUCACAAGCAAACCUUACUUUAGAAGUGUUACGCUAUUGUAUUCAAAAUAAUUGGUCAAAUCAUGUGCUAACAGUUACAAAAUGGACAAUGAUUAAUUGGUAUAGUCUUCAAGCGCAACUAUCCACUUUUGCUGAGCAAUUCUUUGCGUUACCAUUUAUACGUGCUAAUGAUGAUUAUCGUACAGUUGAGCAUUAUUAUGAUCCCCAUAACGAUAUUAUCAAGAAGCUGAUUGAUGAAGAAAAGCAUUUGCCAUCGCCAUAUAGAACAGAACCAUAUUAUUCAGUUUUACAAACAAAAUUAAAAUCUCAAAUAGAUGAAAAGGAUGUUGCUAACUGUCUUCUUGAAAUUGAAGAAAAAAACGACUGUUCAGAUGAGAAAAUUCCAGUAUUGUGCAAUGUAAGUAUCUAA